Messenger RNA from Alosa alosa (allis shad), 2273 nucleotides. RefSeq names its product mucolipin TRP cation channel 1b (gene mcoln1b). Gene Ontology annotation, cellular component: lysosomal membrane; plasma membrane. NCBI's taxonomy places the organism in Eukaryota, Metazoa, Chordata, Actinopteri, Clupeiformes, Clupeidae. Gene Ontology annotation, molecular function: NAADP-sensitive calcium-release channel activity. The record is from RefSeq and is a predicted model, not a curated record. The coding region runs from base 147 to 1883 and encodes 578 amino acids. The transcript is spliced from 13 exons.
UUUACGUAGGAGGAAGUCGAAGAAUGUCGUUGUUGAUCUUUAUACGCCUACUAAUAAAUGUGAAUGAAAAUGCGAAGCAUAUGCUGUUAUAACAUAGUUCAUGUAAAUUAAAUGUUGCCGUCUCAGUGGUUCGUGCUUUCUACAAGAUGGCCAUGGCAUCUUCGGACUACAGUCGUAGCACCCCCGACGGUAACGUUACAGAGAAAGAUAAACUGCUAAGCCCCGUAGUGAGCUAUGGCUCAAGUGAGUGCAAGGGAUGUGCUCAGACUGACCGUAGACCAGCUGACCUCGAGGGGUCGCUGCUGCAGCAACAGCUUGAACAUGAGGAAGAAGAGCUUCGAAGAAAGAUGAAGUACUUCUUCAUGAGUCCGUGUGACAAAUACCAUGCCAAGGGCCGUAAACCAUACAAGCUGCUCCUGCAGAUCCUCAAGAUCGUCAUUGUCACUGUGCAGCUGGUGAUGUUUGGUCUGAGUAAUCAGAUGGUGGUGAACUUUAAGGAUGAGAACACAGAAGCUUUCAGGUACCUCUUCCUGAAAGACUACCAGGAUGACCCUGACUCCACUCUGGCAGUGUACACCCAGAGUGAUGUCUACAGCCACAUCCAUUAUGCCAUAGACCAGUACCUGGCUUUGGCAGACACCUCCAUUGGCUGCUAUGCGUAUGUGCCAGGUGUGGGUGUGAAUGGCAGUGCCCUAACCCUUUGUCAGCACUACUACAAGAAGGGACACAUCAAUCCUGUCAAUGACACAUUUGAUAUUGAUCCACGAAUUGUGACUGACUGCAUAGGAGUGGACCCCCCUCCAGAGCCCACUGCUCCACUUACUGAUGACUAUAAAAACUUCACCCUUCAAUUUCACAAGCUGAUUAAUGUAACCAUGAACUUCCAGCUAAAGGCCAUCAACCUGCAAACUAUAAUAAACAACGAGAUCCCAGACUGCUACACCUUCCGCAUCAUGAUCCUGCUGGACAACCAUGCUCAUAGUGGGAGGGUCAAGAUUAGCCUCGAGAACCAGGCCUCCAUCCAGGAAUGUCGGGAUCCAAAUGUCUCUGGACAGGCGGAUAGCAACGCGCGCGUGGUGUUUGAUGUGACUGUUGCGGUCGUGUGUUUGCUCUCCCUGGUGCUCUGUGGCCGGUCCAUUCUCAGAGGCGUGCUUCUGCAAAAUGAGUUUGUGCAGUUCUUCAAACACAGGUUAAGGCGUAAGGUGUGCUGGGGGGACAGGAUGGAGUUCAUUAAUGGAUGGUACAUCCUACUCAUCGUCAGUGAUGUGUUUACCAUUAUUGGGAGCUUCAUCAAGAUUGGUAUUGAGUCCAAGGGCAAUUCAUUCUACGACCUGUGUGGAAUUUUACUUGGCACAUCAACUCUGCUGGUGUGGGUCGGUGUCAUUCGAUACCUCAGCUUCUUCCAGAAAUACAACAUUCUCAUUGUGACGCUGCGGGCUGCGUUCCCCAAUGUGAUUCGCUUCUGUUGCUGUGCUGCGGCCAUCUACAUGGGCUACUGCUUCUGUGGCUGGAUAGUGCUCGGACCAUACCAUGCCAAGUUUCGGUCACUGUCCAUGGUGUCGGAAUGCCUGUUCUCCCUGAUCAACGGGGAUGACAUGUUCGCCACAUUCUCGGAGCUGGAGCACAGCAGCACCCUGGUGUGGGUCUUCAGCCAGGUCUACCUGUACACCUUCAUCUCACUCUUCAUCUACAUGGUGCUGUCGCUGUUCAUCGCCCUCAUCACCGGAGCCUACGACAGCAUCAUGCAACAAACCCAAACCCAGGAUCCAUCACACGUCACAGAACUGCAUGCCUUCAUAGCACAGUGCACUGACACACCCUGCUCUGGGAAUUUCCGUGGAUCGGAGCCCAAAUCCUGCUCUCUUUUCUGCUGCUUUGACUAGUGAGGGACCACUGUGUGUGUGGAGAUCUGUCUGUCUAUCUGUAGGUCUUAGUGUAUGCCUUUGUUUGUUAGUAGUAUUUAUGUGUAGCCUGUAAUUGGUAUGGUAACACAAAGGGAAGGAAAGGAUCAUGUUUGUCAUUAGACAACAGCCGUUUCUGCAUGACCUUCCUCGUGAGGAACUCACAUCAUGGGGUGUUCACUCACCCUGAGCACACAUACAGCUAACAUGUGUAUAUACAAUGUAAUAUUUCUGUGAUAUACUGUUAUGAGUUUUUUCUUACCACUUAAUAAGCACCACUGAUGCGUGAUGUGCCUAUGAAGAGUUUGGUUCCAAAACGCUAUAUCUCCAUUUUUAAAAACAUUAAAAAGUCAUGUCAACUAAUUGUGUAUU